ACUAUUACAUGUUCAGCAGAUCUCUAGAUCUCCAGACUGAAGGCUUUGACUAUAUAUAUACAUAUAUAAAGAGCAUGAACCAUCUAUAACUCAGCUAUAUCAUUUCAUAAUCAAGUAGUUAAACCCACACAAGAUCGCCAUGUCUGAUCAUAGUCAUCCAAAUCCGAUCUGCACCGUGGAUCCCUACGACUACCUCAAGAUCACCCGAAACCCAGACGGUACCCUCACUCGACAACCCGUAGCCCCAAGCAUCCCGGCCUCACCGGAGGAACCAACACCUCUCUCCCCAGUUCUAACCAAAGACGUCACGCUUAACCCGAACCACAAUACUUGGAUCCGAAUAUUCUUGCCCUCAAAAGCCCUAGCUAACUCCUCCACAGCCACUAAGCUCCCUCUUAUUGUGUACUACCACGGCGGUGGCUUCAUCUUGCUCAGCGCGUCUACUUCCUUCAACCACGAUUUUUGCUGCAACGCGGCGGUCCAAAUCGACGCCGUGGUGGUCUCCGUCGAGUACCGCUUAGCCCCGGAGCACCGCCUCCCGGCAGCCUACGACGACGCGGUCGAGGCGUUGGAUUGGAUCAAAUGCACGGACGAGAUUUGGUUGCGCGAGUUUGCUGACGUGUCCCGGUGUUUUCUGAUGGGCACCAGUGCUGGUGGCAACAUAACGUACCAUGCCGGACUGCGUGCGUUAACAGCCGUCGAUGAAAUUGCGCCGUUGAAGAUCAGAGGGCUCGUAUUGCAUCAUGCGUUUUUUGGUGGGGUGAGGAGGACUGAGUCAGAGAUAAGAUUGGUGAACGAUCCGGUUUUGCCUCUAAGCAGCAAUGAUCUGAUGUGGGAGCUUGGAUUACCCAUCGGCGCUGACCGUGAUCACGAGUAUUCCAAUCCAACGGCUGAUGAUCGUUUGUCUGAUUAUUGUGAUCGAAUUAAAGGGCUGGGAUGGCGUUUGUUGGUGGCAGGGUGUGAUGGUGACCCUCUGAUUGAUCGCCAGGUGGAGUUGGUGGAGAUGUUUAAGAAAAAUGGUGUUGAUGUAAUCUCUCAGUUUUGGAAAGGAUAUUAUCAUGGGGUGGAGCUUGGGGAUCCAAGUAAAGCUACAGAGUUAUUUGUUUUACUUAAGCAAUUCGUAGAUAAUGACAACUGAUAACUACUUGUAUUACUGAAAGACAAAAUAAAAUUAUAAUAAACAUAAGGGUCUUUUGGCAAAAUUCUUAUAUCAAAAUUAAUAUCAAAGAAACUA
Messenger RNA from Humulus lupulus (European hop), 1234 nucleotides. RefSeq names its product carboxylesterase 1. The coding region runs from base 140 to 1138 and encodes 332 amino acids. Gene Ontology annotation, molecular function: hydrolase activity. NCBI's taxonomy places the organism in Eukaryota, Viridiplantae, Streptophyta, Magnoliopsida, Rosales, Cannabaceae. The record is from RefSeq and is a predicted model, not a curated record. The transcript has a single exon.